This is a messenger RNA of Rotaria sordida, 1607 nucleotides long. The record is from the annotation of a GenBank genome assembly. Lineage: Eukaryota; Metazoa; Rotifera; Eurotatoria; Philodinida; Philodinidae.
AUGGCUUACUCUGUACUUCCGCCAACAUCGAAUAAUUCUUUAAAAACUGUUGAAUGGAUGUGGCAAUCAAAUCCAAACCCAUUUUCAAAGUCUGAACCGGCUACAUGGGGUCAUUAUUCAGAUUUAGAAAACUUAAUUAUCGAACGGGCGUUCAAAACUAAACAGCCACGAGCUGUCUUGGAUAGUUAUUACAUUGAUUUCGAAAGUAAACUGCAAAUAUCCAACAUUGAUGAUUACAAGCAAAGACCGAUAAAACGUGUGGUACGUAAUAGAGACGAUAAACACUUAAGGGAAGCACGUUUUAUGGAUCUUCCUGUUAGCUCCGGACGUUCAUUUGGUGGUGAAUAUGGUUGGGUAUCCCCGUUUGUAAUAGAAGUCAGACGAGACUUGAAACUCGAGCCAGAUGAUUUACCUUCGAAAAAACCAACCCUAAUUCCGAUACUUGUGGAAAAAGCAGCGCAAGGUAUUAUUGAAGAAGGUAAAGGUAUCGGGAAAAAAUACGAAGCUGAAGAACUAGCUAAUAUGCUUCGAGAAAAUAAAAACGCGGGAAUCGAAGAAGUUUGGAAAUGCUGCGCUUAUCUUUAUACCUUGGAAAGUUUUUUGUACAAAACAUUAAAUGCAGCGAUGAGAUUGGUAGGAGACAAAGAACAGGAAAAAGUAUGGCGAAGUAAAGUUCGUACACUGGGUCCUUUCUGUUUAUUACUAUGGGAUGAUCCAUUUAAUACAAAAUUGACAAUCAAAAAGACACUUUAUCGAGGAGCCACUCUAACACCUGAGCAAAUCGCUAAAUACGAAGAGAUGGCCAAAGACAAGAAGGCUUAUGGGUCAUUUCAAGCGUAUACAUCAUGUACUCGAAACUCUGAAGUAGCUGAGUUUUUUAGUGGAAACGUCUUAUUCGUCAUGGAAGUAUUAAUUGCUUUUAUUGCCGAUUUGAGUCCAUUAUCUCGAUAUUCUGACGAAGAAGAAGAACUUAUUACACCAGGUGUUUGUUUUCGUGUUAGAAGUGUUGAAUUUGAUCGUAAGAAGAACAAACAUUUGAUCCAUUUGCAAUUAAGACAACGAUUCUCGCGUAAGUGGAAAAAUCUUUUAUAAUAGCCUUUAAAAUACAAAAAUAUUUUUCUAUACAUUUCUAUUCCCAUUUUAUAAGGUGCAUUAAGAUUAUAGUAAUGGACAACAUUACCAUUUCUUCAUAGAAAUAUGCUGAAGUUCAAUAUGAUAUCGUAAUUAACAAGUAACGCUCGUCUGUAGACUCGCUUAGCUCUUUCUCGUAGAAGUGCUGUUUCUAAACUGUUAACAAAUUGCUUAUUUACGAAUUUCCACGAUUCAAAAUCAGCACAUUCACACUGCAUUAUUCUGCCCAACUGCAUCUAUCUACACGUUUGAGUUUAGCAUUCUGAGCAGAAAGUUGGGCUGAUUUUUUUCCAACACUAUGAUGAGAUUAGUAAAUUUUAUUAUCUGCUACUCUUGCCACCUAAAUCUCAUCAUCGAUGAUAGAUUCUGGCUUUUACCUCGAAUAUCUGUGGCCAACUUUUUUUUAUAAAAAAAUAACGUUCCUAGAUCGAAUUACGGGCCAAAAAAAUCUGAUUGGUUGAAUUGCCCCCCCCCCC